Molecule: messenger RNA, 3160 nt
Organism: Podarcis raffonei (Aeolian wall lizard)
Lineage: Eukaryota; Metazoa; Chordata; Lepidosauria; Squamata; Lacertidae
Gene: PTGR3
Product: prostaglandin reductase 3
Exons: 3
Coding region: 1449-2213 (254 amino acids)
Cellular component (GO): mitochondrion
Molecular function (GO): zinc ion binding; oxidoreductase activity
Source: RefSeq, a predicted model, not a curated record
GUGUUUUUUAAGCCAUUCAUGUAUCUCCGUACCUUUGUCUGAGCUCCAUCCCACCCCGAAAGGCAUUUUCUGGGUUUCUUAGCUAAUACGUGACCCAGGAAGAGAGGGUGUAAGUGCGUGUUUGUUUGUGUUUCUUUAAAAUAAAAAGUGGCAGGUCUCAUAGUGGGGGCUGUUUUCUGUUGAGAGGGGAUAUCAUACAGAAAAUUGGGUAGCAAAAGUGGGACGCAAGACAUGGGUUCGGGGAGGGAGUUUGGAGAUAGAGAAAAAAAAUAGGAAUGUGGGGCGAAGUGUUCUCAGCGAUUGCGCUUGUUUGGUCUGGGAGCUUUUCCCCCUUUCCCUGGCGUGCUCCUGGGUUGGGUGACUUUGUUGUGUCUGCCUGCUCAAAGUCCUCGCCCUACCCCCUCGCUCUCCUGACUUCUGCAAGUUGUUUUUGAGUAAACGAAGCCGCUUUCUAACCCCACUUUGAAGACGCUUCGCCACCUCCCCUUUUUCUCCCUUCAAAUCGAAUGUGUUAGUAUAAAUAAAGCCGGGGCGAGUCAGCCUGCAAUUAUUAUUGUGGAGUGGGGGGCUGGGGUGGGGACGGCUCGGAUCCGUAUUAGUAUUAGGAAUUGUAUCGCUGCUCUCAUUUUGCAUAUUUGCGAAAGGCUUGGGUCGCUUCCUAGGGAAAUGCAAAGCACAAAAUUGGGAGGAGGGUAGCGAAGGCCCCCCCCGAUGAAGGUCACGUACUUAACCGAGAGAACAAUGACUGCGGGUUGCCAACUCUCCUCCUCCACGCAAGUUUGCAAGCUGAUCUUGAACUUGCAUCUUCCCUUGGAAGCCACCGACACGCAGGCUGCAGACCUUCCUAGUAAGCCCAAGGGAGACUUGACAGCACAAUCCUCCCCAUCUCUUCCCAGAAUCUCCACUGAGUCUAAUGGGAUUUACUGCCAGUGCGUGUAUUUCCCGCGAGUAAGCAGCCUGCCCGGAGACUUUCUGCCUGCGCUUCCCAGCUGAGCCACGGAAGAGACGCGAGCAGCGCCAGGAGGAGGCUCGCCUCGCGAGGGGAGGGCGAACUGCAAGUGGCCAAGUGCUGGCAGAGAGGGCAAAGCGGGAGGCGGAGGGGCCUGGGAGGGAGGGGACCUCCCGCCGACCUCCCCUGAGCCGACCCCAGAAGGACCCAGCCGGGGUCCGAGCUCCCGCUCUGCUGGGGGCCAAGGCUGGCAUGCUCCCUUCUCGCUGGGGUGCCCCAUAGAUAGGCAACGUGGAGCUGAGCCUCUCCCUUCUUGCACACGCACCCAUUUGCAAGCAGAUUUGUCGGCAUUAAUGCAUCCGAUAUUAACUACUCAGCUGGCCGAUAUGACACGUCAGUUAAGCCCCCAUUUGACGUAGGUUUUGAAGGAAUUGGUGAAGUGGUAGCCUUGGGCCUAAGUGCCAGCGCUAGAUACACAGUGGGCCAACCAGUGGCCUACAUGAGGCCUGGUGCUUUUGCUGAAUAUACCAUUGUUCCUGCCAAAGAAGCCAUCCCGGUACCCUCUGUGAAACCCGAAUUUCUUACACUACUGGUAAGUGGAACUACAGCAUAUAUCAGCCUGAAGGAGCUUGGAGAACUGUCUGACGGGAAGACGGUUCUGGUGACAGCCGCAGCAGGAGGAACCGGUCAGCUUGCUGUGCAACUUUCCAAGAAGGCAAAAUGUCACGUAAUAGGAACAUGCUCCAGUGAUGAAAAAUCUGGCUUUCUGAAAUCCAUAGGCUGUGACCACCCUAUCAACUACAAAACUGAAAACCUUGCUGCUGUCCUUAAGAAGGACUACCCGAAAGGUGUGGAUGUGGUGUAUGAAUCUGUCGGCGGGCAGAUGUUUGACUUGGCUGUCAGCUCCUUGGCUACCAAAGGGCGCCUGAUCAUUAUUGGGUUUAUCUCUGGCUACCAAACCCGUACUGGCCUUCAGCCUGGUCAUGUGGAAAUGUUGCCAGCAAAGCUGCUAAGGAAAUCUGCCAGCAUCCGGGGUUUCUUCUUAAACCAUUACCUUUCUGAAUACCAAACGGCUAUGAAACACUUGAUCGAAAUGUGUGAAAACAGAGAACUGGUUUGUGAGGUGGACCUUGGAGACAUGUCUCCAGAGGGCAAAUUCGCUGGCUUAGAGUCUGUAUUCCACGCUAUAGAUUAUAUGUACAUGGGGAAAAACAUUGGAAAAAUUGUAGUUGAAUUACCUCACUCUGUCAACAGUAAGCUGUAAAAACAGAACAAUGAUAUAAAUCAAAAGAGGGAAAAUGGGCACUUUAUGCUUCACAAUAACUAUUUCUUUAAAGUUGCCAAUGGGUAACAUAUUAAAAAAUAGCAUGUAGGCUUUCGUUAAAAAAUAUUUGUUGAAUUUAAGUGGCUUUGUGUUCUUUAAAAAUUCCAUGUGUUGUUGGCAUUGCAUUAAACAGUUCUGCGUUUUUGUCUGGGAGUUUUGAGCGAACUAAGGAUUAAACUUGCAUUGGAUUUGAAUCUGGCCAACUAUGAAAUCUUCAUCUACAGCUUUCCUCUCGAAUUGAGUAAAUAAAGGCAUAUUAAUAUUUUAAGUGAAAUCAAUAAUAUUAUCAAUUCUUCCUAUAAAAAAGGAUGGGUGCAAUUCACCUGGACAUUCUGCUUGAGCAAUGGGAGUCAAGCAAGAGUGCUUUUCAGUAGCACAGGGCAGCAUCUUAGCGGGUUGCACUGGAUAUAAUUUAAAAAUGAGAAAUUAUCUUUUUUCAGUUGUGUUGGUUGCAAAUACAAUAAUAAAAUGCAGAUUUAUGUAACUCAAAAGAUAUUUUUUACUAGUUACGAAAGUGCCAGCUUUUGUUUUUAAAUGAAAGUUUGUUUUAAUUUUAUAUAAGGUUUUAUAGUUAUAUUUUGAAAUCUUCAUGUUGUAAUACCACUUUCUAACUAUUCUUUUGGCUAUAUUAACCCGUUAAUUGGGUUAACUUUGGUAUAACGCUACAUUCUACUAAUAUUAAGGCAAUCUUAAGAACAGCGUUAACGAAGCCCCUCACCUUACAAGGAAAUGGUAGUGACUAGAUCGCUUGCUUAUAAUGGCACCAGAGGACUGUGCUGAACUAUGCAAUAAGGUGAAGCCUUUGUAAGAAUUUAUAUUUCAACCUUUGUAAGAAUUUAUAUUGUUUUAAAGCAUUAAAAUCAUUUUGACUAUUAUUAAUUUUUUUA